Messenger RNA from Fopius arisanus, 7945 nucleotides. Its product is annotated as flocculation protein FLO11. The record is from RefSeq and is a predicted model, not a curated record. The transcript is spliced from 16 exons. The coding region runs from base 547 to 7251 and encodes 2234 amino acids. NCBI's taxonomy places the organism in Eukaryota, Metazoa, Arthropoda, Insecta, Hymenoptera, Braconidae.
UCAGUUCGUUAUUUUCAAGUGUUUGAGUCGAUAUUAAAACGGAAAAAAUUUUAUUUCACACUCCAACGACGGGAAUGAUAUAUAAAUCAAAGGGACAACCAGUUUUGGUGAAUUUUUUGACGUCGUAAUUGAUUAGACAGUGUAAAUUAGAGGUUCGAAGUGACUGAACUGCGUUUUCCCUGACAAUAAAGGAAUUCGCCCGUUGUCUGAAUAGUUUCUCGAUAAAUUAAUGAAUAUUCGUGUAAAAAGUGUGCUUUUAAACGAAGUGUUGUGUUAAUAAACACCAGUGGACAUAUUAGUGAGUGGUUAAUUGAUUUUUAUGGACAUAAUACACGAUCGGAUAUCGAACUCAAUUUCGAAAAAUGGUGCGGUGCGUAAAAAUGUUUUCGUGCGACAGUGUGUGAAAGUGAAGUGGAAGUGUUUUUGAUGCUUGUGCAAUUAUAAUUUGAUUCCGGGAAAUAUGAAACGGAAAUUUAGUGCGCGCUCUUCAAGAUGUGGAAUCCAGUGUUUCCUGCCUCAUGACGUCACACCAGGAAAAUGAUGUGAAUGGCGAGGUCUUGGAUUACGGGGGCCCUAGCUCUGGCGUUGCUAUUCGUUACGUCCGACUGCCUCCGGGGACCUGCCACAAACGUCGAUGUAUCGCCCUCGACAACAAUCAGACCACGAGGUGGUUCUCGUUUCAGUCCGAAGGUCGAGGAAACACCUGAGACCUCUCCUCAGCCUUUCUCCUCUCAAUGGAGGUCGAGCCGUCGAGGAAAGCCCGCGGUUACUCCAUCAUCAGGAAGAGCGAAUGACAAGAAGACUGGAACAACUACCCUGAGGAGUAGGCGUGAUCGUGAUUUUGAGGUGAAGGAAGCAGCGAAUAUUUCCAGGAGAAGAGAGGGAUCAAGGUCUGGGGUGAGGAGAUAUCCAUCAACGGGACAGGUGCCCGAACAGGACUUGGCUAAUGCAGCGAGUAAUGACAGGAGGUACAUACCAGAGGGCAAAGAUAGAAGAUCAAGAAGAUUGGAGGGUGAUGUUCAUCUGGAGCUGCCUCACGAGAGUCCUAAAUUGGUGAGCAGAAGGCAGCGGGGGAGAACAAGCAGUGAAGAGACUUCAACCACAACUACUAGGUCGAUACCAUCAGGAAGAAACCGAACUAGAGACUCUGGUGAAACCAGAAGAUCUUCUUCUAGGAGAAUCACUGAGAGGAGCACUGAAAGGCAGGCGGCUAGUAAGGAAAGAUCAACCCCCAGAGGCCCAGGAAGACGCAUCACCGAACGAAGCACUCGAAGACAUGAUUCAUCAUCUCCCAAUCCUGAUGUGUCAUCUGAAGUACCUCUGGGAAGUACCUCAACCUCAGAACGCAUCACCGUUUUACCACCCAGAAAAACAUCUGUGGAAUCUACAGAGUACUCUCGAAGAGGUCCUCUGAAGUACUCAGUAUUCACACCUGGGGAAUUUGAGAAUUUCAAUCCACUGGAGGAUGUGCAAACUGAAAUAAAUUCUCACAGACCACCACCUGGAAAUACAAAAGCAAAACUUCGUAGUCACGGGAGAAGAUCCGAGCCAACAUCCAAGAAACCACAGCAUUCGGAUAAAAAAUCUAAAGAUCCUGAGUCGUCCACUAGGUCUCCGGGUAAGGAUAAGACAACGAAAUCGGUGACGUCUUCGGAGAAAAUCCUGAGAUUCAGAGCGAAUUCAGAAAUUCCAAAACCACGAUCACCAAAGAUCGAGACCAACACAUUAAAACCGAAGGUCUCCAUCAAGACCGAUAAAUUCCGAUCAUCGAAGGGCGAGUCUCGUGGUAAAACUGGGGGGAAAAUCGAGAAACUUCGAUCUUCAGGACACGAAAUUGCUCCGGAGCCGACAACUCGAUUUCCUGAGACAACUCCAGGAGUGACAGGGGCUCACCCAGACCUGGACACGACACCUCAAUUCGUCGCUUCAGAAUCGUUGAUAGCGUCGACACAGGUGUCUCCAAUCGCCCUCCCCACGUCAUCCCCCAAUGGAGAUGGGAAAGAGAAUUUGAACAAACGGCGACAGGCACCAGUGACAAAUCCACCGAAUAAUCAGACCCAAGCUUCUGCACCGAAAGAGGAUUACUUCAAUCGUGGAUUGGGAUUCAGAGGGAGGAAGCCUCAUUCAGGGACAGCCCCUGGUUCACCCCCGGGGAGUCCCACGAAUGGAAACCCUGGAUGGACCCUGAAGAGGCGACCACAUAAUUAUGCAGAUGGCGGACAAGCUGGGGGAGCAAAUCCUUCGGUGAUGGCCAAUGAAAUUCCACCUCGUAGACAAAUUGCUUCAGUGGUCUUCAAAAUUGAUAGGGAAAUCACUCCCGAUGAUAAUUAUCCUCCCGAAUUCAAGGCCAAACUGGCGAAGCUGAACCGAUCUGAUCAGGAUGGUCCAGGCGGUGGCUCUAGGAUAACAGAAGACGUAAUGAUGACAGUUAUCCGACACUCACGCUCGGUCGACCAAAAAGAUAUCCACAGUGAAUUCCCGGAAAAUGAUCAAUUUCCGGCGACAGUUUAUCCAUUUCCGGUAGUGACGACUCCGUUAGGGGACCCUGAGGAGGCAACCGAUGGUUCGAAGAAGCGCCAGCUGAGUGUCCCGAUAUCAUCAAAGUCUAGAGAAAAAUUGGCGAAUGCGAGGAAGCUGAUAAAGCCAGAUAUGAAGAGCGAGGAAGUCACGGGAGGGGAUGAAGCAGCACCGAGUACAUCGAGAAACAUCAGCAGGAUCACGAAAUCGUUUGAAUCAACGGGUGAAGGAUCCCGGACAGGUAAACGUUCAUCGAAGACUUCGACAACAACUCCACAACCACCGACGACCGCCCCAAUUUCGAAAACCUACACGAGAACAAGUAAGAGCGUUCACCGCAGUAAUAUCAGAGUAGUACAAUCCACAAGUAUCCGUAAAGAUCGGAUAGACAAGAAACGUGAUGAUGAUAAUGAAUUGAUAACAGCAACUAUCCCUUACUCUCCCGAAUCAACACCAGAGCCCGUAAGAACGCAGACCGUGAAAUCUUGGGUUCUGUCUCAAAGAUCGAAGAAUCCGUCAACCGAAGGUGCACCGACAACCCCCAGGUCACGUUCCCAGAGCUCCCACGAAGUCACAACUAAAUCAUCUUCUCCAGAGACAGUGACACACAUUCUGAAGAUCCCGACAUCAACCAAAAGACCUAGACACUGGAAUGCUGCGUACCUUGACAAAAACUGGCAAGACCCUUCGGAGAGGUCGUCGGAGUCCACCGAGUCUUCGGCGACGAGGAGAUCUUUUACACCAUCAAAAUCAUCGAGAUCCUCUGAAAUUUCGCGGUCCUCAACGGAGAGACCACCGCAACCGAUAAAACGCCGGGAAUCCCGUCCCAGAACUGCGACCUAUCGUCGGCACUCAGAGGGCGCUGUGAACUCUUCUUCAUCGACCGAGUCGGGUAGUGUCGUGAUAACCCCGAAGGUCCAGAAAUUCCACUCAUCUGUGAAGUCAUCGGGCUCUUCGGAGCGAUCGGCAAGACAGGAACCUACGGUGAGUCUUGCACUUUCCAAUGGGACUAUCUCUGGUGAUGGGAACUCGACGGGUAUCUCCCUGAGUAACCGAGGCAGCAGUGGCACCACCGCUAGUUCUGAUUCGAAUAUCUUCAAUCCCGCGAAGACAACGUACCUGAUAAGCUCCAAUAGUACUUUAUUGGAGCAACUCCGGAGUACUGUUGCACCUUUGUUGAGUGCUUUAGGCAACAGAACACCAAUCUUCUCAGCUCCCUACAGCACGGUUGAUCCUGGAAACUCAAUGCGAGUGACACCAAGUGGUUCCCCAGCAAGAUUCAGUGCCAGAUAUCGCGGGGUUGAAUUGUUCGUGAGAAAACCAAGUGAUUCUGAUUCAUCAGGACCCACCACUCCACUGACAUCAACAAAGGACGAUCGAUCACCCAAAAUAUCAGUGUCAAGUCCCGGCGAGCCCAAAGUCAUAACGUUUUACCAGGCCCUGGAAUCAGCUAGUAUAACCAACGAAGUAGAGCAAACGACCGACUCACCGAGUCGUUUAAAAAUUGAUACGGUACCGCAGGUAGCGACCAAUAACGAAACUGACCCUAACGUAACGCGUAACGCUAACAAUGACACAACAUCAACGAUAGAGACAAGUGUAGUGCCAGUAACAACGAUUGAUAGUUUAACUAAUGUAGAUGGUACCCCAGACCCAGAAACCACCACUGCGGUUAUCACAAUUACACCCACUAGUCCAGAUACCACGGAAGCCACAACCACCGGCGCAGCUCUUCCUGAAACCACUGAAUCCACAUCAGAAAUCACAUCUACCACAGAUUCCACAGAUUCCCCAGCUUCCACAGCAUCCACCACUUUUUCGAGUAACGAUACAAUUUCGGUUUCUUCAGGAAUGCCUGAGGUCGGUGUAAAUACUGAUGUAAAUACUGUUGUAAAUACCGAGGUAAAUGGCGAUUUGGAUGGCGAUGUAAAUAAGGAAAGGAAUAGUUCAUUUACUGAACUAAGUAAUGAAGUGGAUGAUGGGACAAACCCGACGACGACUGAAGGAUCUGUAGCUUCAACAGAUUUAACUCCAGACAUCAAUAUGAUCUCGUUAACGAGGGAACCUAUGGAGAUUCUCAUGGGGAGUCUGAUUGACUCGAUGGUGUCGUCAGUAGAGACGACGACUGAUCUAGAUAAUUCAAUUACUGAAUCAUCGAGUGUUUCAAUUACUGAACCAUCGACGGGUUCAAUUACUGAACCAUCGACGGGUUCAAUUACUGAAUCUUCGACUGUUUCAAUUACUGAAUCGUCGACGGUUUCAAUUACUGAGUCAUCGACUGUUUCAACCACUGAAGCUCCUGAAACGAUCGCACCAUCUUCAGAGUCUUCUUCCAUCGAGACAACAACGGAGGCAUUUCCAACAACUUCGGAGACAACUGCAAUUCCAACAACUACUGCUGCAAGUACUUCAACUACAACUUCAAUGGAAUCUUCAACACCUGCACCUGUGGAGUCUACAGAAUCCGUUGCAACAACCCCUGAAGCCUCAUCACCAGCGAUCCUCUCUCAAAUUUUGGAAUCUACCACGACAAAUCAGAGUGAUAUUCCGUUGAAUUGGCAAAUGGGAUCGUUGAAUGCGACAACGGAGAUGGGAUUGUUGACGACGGAGGGACCACCAUCAUCAGCACCCUCGAGCCUCAAUUCGCAGGGUGGUCGUAUUAUUCAGGACAGAGAGAGGGACAAGGUCAGCAGGACUAAGGAGGCCGGAGGUCAACGCAGCAGUGUGUACAUUGGACAGGAGAAGUUCAUCAACUAUUGGAGUGAUGAUUCAUCCAGAAACAAUGAUUCCAGAGUCGUUAGUGUUAAUAUUAAUUCUGUUACUAGCGCUGUGAACGAGGGAUCAGGAUCGAGCACAGGACCACUGCCUCCCCUGGAUAUAAUUUCAAAGGAUGAAGUCACAGCACCACCAGGUUUCCCCUGGAAAGAUCCACUUGAUCAGAUCUUUGGUAUCACAACGGAGUCCCCAAUGAUUCGAGCAUCAGUCGCCUCCAAUACCAUCGACGAGCAGAGUCCAUCGAGAUCGCCGAUCACGGUGCCUCCCAUAAAUCGGCUACCCGAGGUCUUCACCCCCAUGUCGAACGACGCUCUCUUGCCAGGAGACACUUCGAUCACGACCACCACUGUUGCACCUAGUGUCACUACCACUUUCAGUACUACAUCUACGACCACCUUGGCAGCUACAACAAGUACUGCUACCACAGGGCCAACCACAACAACAACCACAACAACUUCGAUACCCAGUACUGUUCCAGUGACAAUCACCAGAACAACUUUCAAUCCUACAACACCCUCAUUUAGCACUGCUGCUGCGCGUCCAGCACCGUUUGGUGCUACUUUCGAUGAUAUUGCUUUCCUCAACUCGUUGUUGCAGACGAAUCAGCACGUCAACUCCAUCAGCAGCUCAACCCCGAAAACCCUCACGGACGUCGAGAGACUUCUGGCGAACCGAAUAUUGUCCCUGGCACUGGGUAAUGCUGGUCCUACACGUUCACCAAAGGCGAUUCAGCCGUCAAAUUCAGCACCAAAUUCCCUGGAUGUAUAUCCAACCCACGGGAGCACCUCGCAGCCGAUAAUAAUUGAUCUGCUACAGUCGUCAACGAGAAAAGUAGUUCCCAGUACCACAAGUAAAUCAGUGACGUGGAAACCCACGGUCAUUGUCACCCCAUCCAAUACAGGUAGCAGAGACACUGUAACGUCGACACUACCACCUGUACCGACCUUACCAAUAUUACCAUCCGUGAAAAUUGGUAAUGGAGUUGAUUUUGCGUCAACGCAGACACCCUGGAUGUUCCCAACGCAUCCACCAACCACGAGGACAACAACUACCACAACAACUACCACAUCAACAACAACAGCAGCACCAUCAACAACCACAACACCAUCAACAACAACCACGAGGAUCAUUCCAUCACAGAGACCAUCACCGAGACCUCAACCAAGACCUCAACCAAGACCUCAACCAAGACCACCGACAACGCAACCUCCAUUCAGAUUCGGUGCAAAUCUCCUCCAGGCGAUCUUCGGAAGGAACAUCCUCGCCCCGCCGACGACAGACAGAUCUGCCACCACCAGAAGACCCCAGACAACCGUUCAAAUCACCCCGAGAACAACAACUUCGACAACUGCAAGAACAACAACCACAACCAAAUCCACUACCUUCUCACCAGAGGACGACGCCAAGUUCUUACUCCAGCUUCUCAAUGCAGCUAACAACGAGAAUAAACCAGCGAAAGCUGCUGCAGUGUCUGAGCAUGACGAGAGCUUCUUGAGGUCCAUUUUGAAUGGUCAAGCUUCGGUGAAAGCCCCAGACCCCUCGACGGGACCACCUAGUGACGCCGCGUUACUAGCGGAAUUACUGAAGUCUCAGGGAAUCGGACCCUCGACGCCGAUUAAUAAUAUCAGGGAUAAACUGGCAUUUGCCGCGAAGGGUGCCCCGACGACGCUCUCACCGAAAACGACACCGAGAAGAAUUACGACAACCAGACCAAGACCACCGGACUGGACUCCAAGCUCUACUUAUCCAUCUCCACUUUUUAGCAAUUUCAAUUUCGGCGGGGAACGACCGAGGGGACAAGAGGGGGCCGAGGGUUUCAGAGCUCAGAUGCUUAAUGCCGCCAUUGGGGCAACUCGGGUUUUUAGUCAGUUUCUUGGUGCUGCGAUUACGGGAGCAGCCCAACAGUUGCAAUCGAUAGUGAGAAAUGGCACGCGAAUAGUCUCCGAGGUCGUUGGCUAGUCGACAGAAUGACAGGAAGGAAAAAAAAAAGUAAUCAAUCGAAAUAACAUUUUCGUCAUGUAAUUAAUGAUCAUUGGAUCGAAGAAUUGAAUAGUAUUUUCCCUUGACUCAUCCUGAUAUUAUCUCAACUCGAAACACGAUUUUUCGUAUUUAAUUCCUUGUAAAUGAUGCAUCCUCCUUAAGCCAUUGGAUAUUUUUCAUUACUCCCGGAAGUGACGAAUUGGCGUUAGCAAAUUUUCCAAUGAACUUGUGAGGAUAUUUGUAUCCUCGUGGUGAUACAAAUCAAUUCUCCUUCAGAUAAUUAUUCACACUGCAGAAAAUAGCGAUUUGUCAUGGAUUUAAUUGCAGAGGUGUAUCGAGAGUUGAGCAGCGCUUUGCAAACGUUUCUAGGGUAAUUCAGUCAUUUAUUAAUUGGCCGAGCACUCGUGAAACAUUUGCAACGUUAAGAUUAGUGUAAUUAUCCAUGUCUCUUGUAAAUCCAUCGAUUGUAUGCAUUUCUACCAAUUUUUUACCUUCAGUUUCUCCGGUGUAAACUCAGAUAUUAGUGAAACUUUAGUUUUACGUAAUUAUUAUCUCUUGUUAAUGAAUCUAAUUAUGAUAUUUUAUUUAGUCCAGAGGAUUUACUCUCCGGGGGUCUUUGAUGAUGUAGUAAUUACGCUUGUGUACAUGUAUCGAUUAAUAUAUGGGAGGACGU